This is a messenger RNA of Fusarium oxysporum Fo47, 1071 nucleotides long. RefSeq lists its product as uncharacterized. The record is from RefSeq and is a predicted model, not a curated record. Lineage: Eukaryota; Fungi; Ascomycota; Sordariomycetes; Hypocreales; Nectriaceae. The transcript is spliced from 5 exons. The coding region runs from base 1 to 1071 and encodes 356 amino acids.
AUGGUCCAAGCUUUCCCUAUCUACCUGCCUCGGCAGCGGGAGCUGAUCGCGACAUGGGUAAUCCUGCCCAUGCUGUCAAACAUUACAGUCGGGCUUCGGUUUUACGCAAAGUCCAAGACGAGAGGCGUCUAUGGCUGGACUGACUGGAUGAUCAUAGCAUCCGCCUUCUUCACUGACCUUUUUUUUGUCUUUCUUCUUCUGAUGCUUAUAUACGGAGGCAUUGGCAUCCCUGGAUACCCAUACACUAGUACUACAGAGCCAACCGACGUUUCGUUGAUCCAUGAUCAGAUUGGCUGGGGCAACAACAUCGUCCUCGUGUUCGCAGUCUACUCCUGCAAAGCCUCGAUCCUAUUCCUCUAUCAUCGCCUCUUCACAGGCCACAAUGGCCCAAUGAACAUUAUAAUAUACGUGGCAUCGGGCAUAACCUUUACGUGCUUCUUUGGAAGUUUUAUCGGUUAUCUCGCCGCCGUACGGCCGAUCGAGAAGUGGUGGGCCUGGGGCGAUGCGACGGCUGAGCAGUUCCUCGCCAUGCAGAACAUCAACAUCGCCUAUGACAGCCUGACGGUUUUCACCGACUUCUUGAUCUUUGUACUCCCACUCAAGUCAAUCUGGGGGCUGAAUAUGAACCGCGGAAAAAAGAUUGGUAUUAUUGUAUCCUUUUGCUUUGGGUUUAUCACCUGUUUCAUUGCUCUUGCUCGUGUCGUCUUCACACAUGGGUACCAAUGGAAGAAUCUCUACGAUGAAGGAACCUUAUGGUCUCUUGCAGGCGUCGAGCCAGUGGCAGGGAUUAUCUGCGCAUGUCUCCCUGGCCUGCGUCCACUGAUGCCCAAGACCUUUAAGAUGACGUCUUACGGUACUCCGGCAAAUCCCAGCAGAUUCAGGACUACUGGCACUACGGCGACGGAUAAUGCUAAGAGGAGUACUAAUAGGGAGCCCAACCCAUUCAGGGUCCUGAAUGAUGAUAGCUCGGUGACACAAUUCCGAACUGUCAGAGAGGUCCCUUCGAGAUCGGAGAUAAGCGAUGAGUACAUUGAGCUUGAAGAGCAACGGCCUAAGGCUUUUGAUACCUAG